UAGUUCAGUUCAGACGCGGGUUUGUUAUUUUUCGCGGGAGAGCGCGCUGUCAGCUCCGGCUCGGUUAUAAAACCUGCUUAAUAACCUCAUAAUUUAUAUUAAAUAUGAGUCUGUGGGUGGAUAAAUACAGACCGACCUCUCUGGCGAAGCUGGAUUAUCACAAAGAUCAAGCGAACCAGCUGAAGAACCUGGUACAAUGUGGAGACUUCCCUCACCUGCUUGUUUACGGUCCGUCUGGCGCUGGCAAGAAGACUAGAAUUAUGUGCCUCCUUCGUGAGCUGUACGGAGCUGGGGUGGAAAAACUUCGCAUCGAACACCAGUCCAUUGUAGCUCCAUCUAAAAAGAAAAUUGAAAUAAAUACAAUUGCCAGCAACUACCAUUUGGAGGUGAAUCCCAGUGAUGCGGGGAACAGUGACCGUGUCGUUAUCCAGGAGCUGAUUAAAACAGUGGCGCAGUCUCAGCAGAUCCAGUCAAGCACGCAGAGAGAGUUCAAAGUUGUGCUGUUGACUGAGGUGGACCGUCUCACCAAAGAUGCGCAGCACGCCCUGCGCCGCACCAUGGAGAAGUACAUGUCCACCUGCCGUUUGAUUUUAUGCUGCAAUUCCACCUCUAAAGUGAUCUCCCCCAUCAGGAGCAGGUGUUUGGCUGUGAGGGUUCCUCUGCCCAGCAUAGAGGAGGUGUGCAGUGUUCUGGCAGGAGUUUGCAGGAAGGAAGGGUUGCUUCUGCCUGCGGAGUUGGCUAAACACAUUGCGGAGAAGUCUGGUCGCAACCUUCGCAAAGCUCUGCUGAUGUGUGAGGCCUGUCGAGUGCAACAGUACCCCUUUUCUGCUGAUCAAGACAUCCCUGAAACAGACUGGGAAGUGUAUCUCAGAGAGACAGCAAAUGCCAUUGUUAGCCAGCAAAGCCCACAAAGGCUUUUGGAAGUUCGGGCAAGACUCUAUGAACUCCUAACCCACUGCAUCCCACCAGAAAUCAUCAUGAAGGGCCUGGUGUCUGAGCUGCUGAGCAACUGUGAUGGACAUCUGAAGGCAGAGGUCGCUCAGAUGGCUGCUUACUAUGAGCACAGACUGCAAAUGGGCAACAAAGCUAUUUAUCACCUGGAGGCCUUUGUGGCAAAGUUCAUGGCCAUCUACAAGAAGUUUAUGGAGGAUGGGCUGGACAACUUCAUGUUCUAAACUGUUUCUAGCAGCCUUGCUAGUGUCCUUGUUUUGUUUGUAAAACAGAUAUGCUGUUCCUUGUAAUAAAGAUAACCUUUUGUAAAAUUUGUAAAGAUUUCCACUUUUAGUAAAUCCUUUUUAUUGGAACACAAUGUGACACUUGAUAUAUAUAUAUAUAUAGAACAUAUGAUAUAAUAAGGAAUAGACAUGUUUUGUUGGAGUGCAAACCAAAUUUAUUAUUUAAUUUAGCUGUAUAAUACAAUCACUUAAACAUGGAGCAAUAUGUAACAACAAACAAAACACACACUUUUUUAUAAGCUCUGUGGAAAUUAUGAGAAAAAUAGGUAUAAGACACUUACUGUCUAUAUAUAUUUUUUUAUAUAAAACAUAGAGGAAAUGUUUGUUUUAAAUAUAUUUCAGGAUUUUUAACAGGGUUUAGUGCGAUAUGAAUCUAGACAAUACAUAGUAAUAGAUAUUCUAUUUUCUGACAAGCUGUACCUCUUUUCUGGAAGUAUUAAAUCAAU
This is a messenger RNA of Astyanax mexicanus (Mexican tetra), 1681 nucleotides long. RefSeq names its product replication factor C (activator 1) 3 (gene rfc3). NCBI's taxonomy places the organism in Eukaryota, Metazoa, Chordata, Actinopteri, Characiformes, Acestrorhamphidae. Gene Ontology annotation, biological process: DNA repair; DNA-templated DNA replication. Gene Ontology annotation, molecular function: ATP hydrolysis activity; DNA binding; DNA clamp loader activity. The record is from RefSeq and is a predicted model, not a curated record. Gene Ontology annotation, cellular component: nucleus; DNA replication factor C complex. The transcript is spliced from 9 exons. Bases 105 to 1175 code for a protein of 356 amino acids.